Rana temporaria (common frog) is the source of this 1635-nucleotide messenger RNA. It is a transcript of the gene KCNJ6, whose product is annotated as potassium inwardly rectifying channel subfamily J member 6. Gene Ontology annotation, biological process: regulation of monoatomic ion transmembrane transport; potassium ion import across plasma membrane. The transcript is spliced from 3 exons. Gene Ontology annotation, molecular function: G-protein activated inward rectifier potassium channel activity. Gene Ontology annotation, cellular component: plasma membrane. Lineage: Eukaryota; Metazoa; Chordata; Amphibia; Anura; Ranidae. The record is from RefSeq and is a predicted model, not a curated record. The coding region runs from base 124 to 1338 and encodes 404 amino acids.
CUCUUUUCUAUAACCUGGAGCAACAGCAUCAGCAUCAGCCAGCAUCCCCUAUAGAGAAACAUGAGGAUCUGAGCCCAGACACCCAAAGAAGCUUCCCAGCCUCAACAACUCCCCUGAGCCCUGAUGGAGCAAGACGUGGAGAGCCCAAUCUCCACACGGCAACCAAAGCUCCCAAAACAAGCCAGAGAGGACAUCAUCAAACAGAAAUGCAUAAAAAAGAAGAUCCAGAGGUAUGUUCGAAAGGAUGGCAAGUGCAAUGUUCAUCACGGGAAUGUCAGAGAGACUUACCGCUACCUGACAGACAUCUUCACCACCUUGGUAGACCUGAAAUGGAGGUUUAACCUGCUGAUAUUUGUCAUGGUUUAUACAGUGACUUGGUUGUUCUUUGGAAUGAUAUGGUGGCUUAUAGCAUAUAUUCGAGGAGAUCUGGACCAUUUACAGGACAAAACUUGGAACCCCUGUGUGGAUAAUCUCAAUGGGUUUGUUUCAGCUUUUUUAUUUUCCAUAGAGACAGAGACAACCAUUGGCUAUGGGUAUCGGGUCAUCACAGACAAGUGUCCUGAAGGCAUUAUUCUACUGUUAGUUCAGUCCGUUUUAGGCUCCAUAGUGAAUGCUUUUAUGGUGGGCUGCAUGUUUGUUAAAAUUUCCCAACCCAAGAAGAGGGCUGAGACCUUGGUCUUUUCAACCAAUGCCGUCAUCUCCAUGAGGGAUGGAAAACUGUGUCUGAUGUUCCGGGUCGGAGAUCUCAGGAACUCACAUAUCGUAGAGGCGUCCAUACGGGCAAAGCUGAUCAAAUCCAAACAGACGAAGGAGGGCGAGUUUAUACCGUUGAACCAAACGGACAUCAAUGUUGGGUACGAUACCGGGGACGAUCGCCUGUUCUUGGUUUCCCCACUAAUUAUAAGCCAUGAAAUCAACCAACACAGCCCGUUCUGGGAUGUAUCAAAAGCUCAGUUACCAAAAGAAGACCUGGAGAUUGUGGUCAUUUUAGAAGGAAUGGUGGAAGCAACAGGAAUGACUUGCCAAGCUCGAAGUUCUUACGUCGCCUCCGAAAUCCAAUGGGGCCACCGGUUUACGCCGGUCCUCACCCUGGAAGACGGAUUUUACGAAGUGGACUACAAUAGCUUUCACGACACCUACGAGACCAACACACCGUCAUGCAGUGCCAAAGACCUGACCGAAAUGCUUAGCCGGGCAGACAUGCCUCUGAGCUGGUCGGUGUCCAGCAAGCUCAACCAGCAUCCAGAACUGCUCAAUGAGAGUGAAGAGAAGAGUCUGGAAGACCAAACAGAGAGGAACGGGGACGUGGCCAACAUAGAGAAUGAGUCAAAGUUGUAAAGCCAUUUUAAAAAAAAAAGAAAAAAAAGGUGGUUUAUGCUGAUCUACGACGCGCACAUAGCGCUGGUGAGAGUUUAAAAACGGCGGUUCAACGACCCGCGGUGACAGAUUGGUUUGCACAACGCAUAAUGUGUCCAACCACUGAAAAUUGCUAAAUCAAAUGCACGUGCUCUUCUUUUUUUCUUCUGGGCUUGCAAAUGGCACAUUUCCAAGCAGUGACGCCAAUACAAAAAAAAGAAAUAUUGUGAAUAGCUAGUGCUUGAAGUUUCUUGGCGUUAUUAAGGUCUUUUUUUUUUU